Messenger RNA from Prorocentrum cordatum, 396 nucleotides. NCBI's taxonomy places the organism in Eukaryota, Dinophyceae, Prorocentrales, Prorocentraceae. The record is from the annotation of a GenBank genome assembly.
AUGCCCAUCCACUCCUCCGCGCGCGCGCGCACAUCACGCAAAUGCAACGCCUCCCCGCCGCCAGCGGGGGCCGCCCUCGGCCGCAAGCCUGGCCGAGGGCGGGGCGCCCUUUUCCUCGCGCCUGCCCCGUCGAAGCCCCGGGGGGGCACGAGCUCAGGGGCAGCGGCAGCAAGGCAGGGGAGGAGCAGUGGAACAAGUAGCUUCCCUGCGCCCGAGCGCUGCGCCUCGGCGGAGCGCCAGACCUGCCCUCGCCCGAGCGCGCCGCCGGCCUGUGCACUUGUGCUGGCCGCGCGGGCGCCGCUCGGGCAGGCGCCGCUCGGGCAGGCGGCGGCGCGCCUUGGAGGCCGUGUGUGCUGUCUUCGUCGCUCGCGCGCCCUCUCCUCCACCGAAGGAUGA